CUGAUGCCCGGGUGGGUGUUGUGAUCAGGGUGGACCGUUAUUGUCACAUUGCGUGGAGGCAAUAACGACCGUCAGAGCAUUUUGCAGCUUAAAGAAAGAAGCGCAAAAACACCAACACAUCCAGCCAAAAUGGGGAAGGUGGAAGGAGGAAUGAAAUGCGUGAAAUACCUUUUGUUCGUGUUUAACUUCAUAUUCUGGCUGAUGGGAUCUUUUGUUCUGGCGGUGGGACUGUGGCUGCGCUUUGACCCAGAAACUGUAUCUCUGCUCAAUGGGGAUGAGGCUCCAGACACCUUCUUCAUUGGUGUGUACAUCCUCAUAGGCGCUGGCAGUCUGGUGAUGUUGGUUGGAUUCUUCGGCUGCUGUGGAGCUGUACGGGAAUCUCAGUGCCUGUUGGGUUCUUUCUUUGCCUGUUUGCUGAUCAUUUUCGGUGCAGAGGUGGCAGCCGGAGUCUUUGGAUUCUUAAACAAAGACAAGAUUGUUAAAGAUGUGCAGACUUUCUACACGACGAGCUACGAUAAGAAUAAUAACGGCACGUUGAUCGUCUCAUACAAGAAAGUGCUGAACUGUUGUGGAACCAAAGCCAACCCCUGCCCUGAUCAGGAACCAGAUACCAAGGACUGUGAGUCAGGCAUCAAAGACUUCUUCAACAGUAAACUCUACAUCAUCGGGUAUGUGGGCAUCGGCAUCGCUGGAGUUAUGAUAAUCGGGAUGAUCUUCAGUAUGGUGCUCUGCUGUGCCAUCCGCAACAGCAGGGAGGUCAUCUAAUCCCAGCCCUUGACCUCUACACCUCACCUCUUCCCCUGGCUCGAAAGACUGUACAGCUUUUAGAUCAAAACAUCACCCAGUGUCCAACCAAAUACGGCCCAGGAAAAAGACAAAAAAAAAUUUUCACACAUGGUGCUCAACCCAUAUAAGCCUGAUAUUCCUGUGUAUUAUUUUCCUUUGCUGUCCCAAAACAAGCGCUACCUUUAGUGGCAUUCUAGACGGACUUAGCUGUUCACAUAUCCAGUGGGAACAAAGCUUGUCUUUCCAAAUCUGCAAUCUGUCAAAAUAAUGUUUCUCCUCAUGGCCAUGUGGACAACACCAAAAAAAUGUAACCCACAUUCUGUCGCUGUGGUGUCAGUGCUUUUUCACACAGCCUUGACACUGACCCCCGGGCUGUGGGAAACCUUAGCCAGCAGGAGCAAUCUGAGGUGAAAGCAGCUGAGUUUGCUUAUCUGUGCAAGAAAUGAACACACACAAACAUGCAUGCACAGACACACACAAGCGCAGCGAUGUUAUGAUACCUGAGAGCCAGCCUUUAAAAAACUUGUCUGGCAUCUCGUAGGGAAUUUGGUGGAAACGGAGCAGGGUGUUGAGACAGGGAAUGGUCAGUUAAUGGUCAGAGUAUGUAUUCAUCAUGUUAUCCAAGCAGUACACACACUCCGUUCCUGGCUUUAACAGUGAUUCUCUAUGUGUUCUACUUAUCACAGGUUGUUCCCAUUACAUUUAACCAUUUGGAACGCAAUACUGGUUCCUGUAUGGUUGUAGGUACUAAUUGGUUGCCAUGCAAAAUACGCUGCAAAAGAGUUACAUCCUUAUAUUUUCGGUAACGUGGUUCAGUGACAUAAAUACUAUAUUCUACCCCUUAUGUGAUCUAGAACUCAUGUUAUGUAAGAGAGGAUCGCGAAGUCUCUGUUGACUGUAUGUCAUGAGGAUCCAGAUCACGUCCACAUAUGUCCAGGCUAUACAUAUACAGGCCAGUCAUUUGAGAAUAAGGAAGGACGGGGGCUGGGACAUUCAGUUAUCCAAACCAGGUCUGUUGAUGUCUACUCCCCUACUUCCAUGUUUUUUUCCCUGUGCCUUAAGAGUACACACUCAAGGUAAAAAAA
Molecule: messenger RNA, 1871 nt
Organism: Sphaeramia orbicularis (orbiculate cardinalfish)
Lineage: Eukaryota; Metazoa; Chordata; Actinopteri; Kurtiformes; Apogonidae
Product: tetraspanin-2-like
Exons: 8
Coding region: 130-765 (211 amino acids)
Cellular component (GO): plasma membrane
Source: RefSeq, a predicted model, not a curated record